This is a messenger RNA of Drosophila nasuta, 2195 nucleotides long. RefSeq lists its product as uncharacterized. Bases 191 to 1411 code for a protein of 406 amino acids. The record is from RefSeq and is a predicted model, not a curated record. Lineage: Eukaryota; Metazoa; Arthropoda; Insecta; Diptera; Drosophilidae. The transcript is spliced from 2 exons.
UUCAUGAAGUUGUUCGGGUUUCGCGGCCUUUGCAAAAGCUUCAGUUUGUUGUUUGUCGUGUGCUGCACCAGCCCAAAGAGUCGCGGACUGUUGACCCAGCUGGAACAGGAAAGUUGCGGAAGUGGAAACAAGUACUCAUCCAAGAAAAUCAUCGAGAAGCUUAAGUGGAGUAGACAGUCGUUGAGGCAAAAUGAAGUCGUAUGCGAUCGUGGUGGCUAUGCUGCUGUUGGUUUCGGGGCCAUUGGUCAGUGCCGAGGCUGAUCAGAGCAGCAGCAGCGCCAAGGAACAGAUAGUGGUGCACACGCCGCUCCAGAACUAUGAGCAACCUUCACUACGUGACUACGACGACUGCCAGGCGAAUCGCCAGAGCUGCUUGCAAAUCUGCGACGGCGAGGACAAGUGCGUGGCCGAGUGUCCCGUCUGCCCGGAACUCAACGAAGAGCCGUUGCUGGUGCAGGGCAUCAACGAUACCAGUUACGUGCCUCCUGCCCAGACGCCUAUCAACACCACGAACAUCAUCCGCCUAACGAAUGAGAUCAAUAACAUUAUCAAUCACGACAUAACCGCACGCAACGAGCUCAAUGUCAAAGUACAACAGAAUGUCUCCCAGGUGGGCGGCCGCUUCGGACUCGGCUAUAACGAGCAGGGCUCAUGCUGCUUUGUGGUGCGACGGGAGCGGGACUGCGAUCAGAAGGAGCACUGCAAAGAGGCGUCGCGGCAGCGUGUGUGCGGCACACGUUGCCAGGCGCGUGUCAUGCUCGCCAAGCGUGUGGUGCAAUGCGACAAGGAUCAGCCCGAUGAGUGUCACGAGACUUUGGAGUAUGUGCCGGCGCGCAAGCGUAAUCACUCCAGGAAGUCAUCAGAUCUGUGUCGCUACAGCAACAGCUGGCCAUAUGUAAACUGCGAAGCUGGCCAGGAGCGUCAUGGUGGACGCGUGCGACGUGCCAAUUGCCAAAGCUGCCUCAGCCUGACCUAUGGCUUCAUCUUGCAGAAUGGCUUGCCGCCCAAUUGCUAUGGCUGCUUUCAGGGCUAUGGAGCGCCUAUGAUGGCCAUGCCUGUGUUUUAUCCUCCUUACGCCUAUCCCAACUUUGGCUACAACAAUGACCCCGAAGAUGUUCCCAAGAAGGAGGAGCAACAGCCGAAGACAGAUGACGAUUUCGAUCUGGGUGAUGACGAUGGUUGGGUUAUCAAAACUCAGAAGUGUCGCGGACCCGAUGGCAAGUUGGAGGAUUGUCUCGAGGGCAGUGGAGAUCUCGAUAACGAGGUUGUUCUACCACCAGCUCAUUUGGAGAAGGGCGAUGACAAGACGCAGCCCGAUACAGACUACAAUGUGCCGGCACAGCGUCGGCGACGUCGCCAAAGUCGCCGCCAAUUUAUGCGCUCUAUUUACAGCAAAAGACGAGACAAUUAAGAAGCAACAUCGUUGAUCCAUCGGAAAAGAGCAUACAUUAUGGGUUAAUUAUGUUAUGAGAUUCCUUUAGUUUAAACACUGCAAAUAUUAUAUAUGGUCAUAAUCUUAAUCUAAUCUCGAAUUCGAUUACGAUCUUAAGACUGUGACGUUUCGCCAAUAAAGUUUUAAAUUCUUUUCCAAUUGCGCGUAUCUAAUGUUAGAAUUCCUGUGGGUGGCAAUUAAAAAUAGCAUAAAUACACGUUUGAAAAUAUUUUAGGUUUACUUACGCUGAUUAAUCGACUCCUAAUAGAAAAAAAAACACACACCGUUCAUGUGGGAUUACAUGUGCAAAGAAUGUAGAUUAUAUUUUGUAUGAUUGCUAACACAAAUUGUUUUAUUGUUAAACCAUGCAAAUUGUUGGUUAAUCAUUUGGAGGCAAGAUAGUGUUUUUAUUAUGUUCUAAUAUACGAUACAUUUUGGUUAAAGGGAUGUGCUGCUGGAAAUGUUUUACCCAAUUCAAUUAAAUAAUUUCAUUUGACUACUUUGUCAUAUACGAGUAUACUUUUUAUAUAGGAGGUGUGCUAAGUUUUGUUUUUAAUCUCGCAUUGUACAUAGAUUUAUUUAAAAACAUUUGAAUAACAAACAAAUUGCAAACACUCGUAUUGUAUUUAUGUACUACAUAAGUAUAUAGCAAUUCAUAAUUUGAUAAGGUCAAUUUGUCCGUGGCCAAUUUAUGUGUGUGCCAAUAGUAAAUAAUAAUUUAAUGGUUUCCUAUAACAUUUGCGUGUAUGUGUGUUUGUGUGGU